Alligator mississippiensis (American alligator) is the source of this 2721-nucleotide messenger RNA. RefSeq names its product glucosamine-6-phosphate deaminase 2 (gene GNPDA2). Gene Ontology annotation, molecular function: glucosamine-6-phosphate deaminase activity; identical protein binding. NCBI's taxonomy places the organism in Eukaryota, Metazoa, Chordata, Crocodylia, Alligatoridae. Gene Ontology annotation, biological process: carbohydrate metabolic process; D-glucosamine catabolic process; N-acetylneuraminate catabolic process. Gene Ontology annotation, cellular component: cytoplasm. The transcript has 8 exons. The coding region runs from base 1506 to 2402 and encodes 298 amino acids. The record is from RefSeq and is a predicted model, not a curated record.
GCGGGUGGUUUCGACUAGCCCUGCCUGUGGCAUAUGGGGUGGGGGAGGAGACUGGGAGCAGCAGCAGAUAGGGUGGGAGACUGGAGCAACCCCUGGUAAGGCACUCCUCUUCACUUGUGGCACUUGCCACAAAGGUGGGCUCCUACUGCUGUGAAAGCGACUGCAGUGCUCGCUGAGACUGGAGACUGCCGGUAAGGCAGGGAAAACCUGGGGCAGGGGGAGCAUUGUAUUUUAUUUCUGUCAGUGACGUGAUGCGAUAGGAGAAAAUUGUGUAGAACUGGAGUGUGGCUGCCUGACCGGCUGCAGCACAUCCGCCUGCUCCUGCUGCUGCUUCUUGGGGUGCAGUAAGGUUGGCUGAAGAGGCAAUACCUGGUUUGCUAAAGCACUGUGGGAUUGCUGGGGCUAUAGGAUGAUUUUUUAAAGGGAAAUUAGUAUCACGCUUUUGGAUUUGGACCUAUUUUAUAUGAUGCUUUCUGUAGCUUCAUCACUUGCAACUUGCCUAGGAAGUGAAUGAAAGAAUUGGGUAAUAAGGGGUAUAAGCUGCUUUAGUAACAAGCUCUUCAUUACCUGUUGAAAGGAACAGGUGCUUGCCUACAAAAGUAUGAGGUGCAGUCCCAUCAUGUUGGCUACUUUAAAACUGACCACUUAAAUCAGCCAAGAAUAUCAGUGUCUGCCAGUCAUGGGUUGAAACUGGCUUGUGUGAAGCCAGGACAUGCUUUAUUUAGUUGUCAACCAAAAAAAACUCUAAAGCAGAAGAAAAUGUGGCAUAGCCAUGGCCUGGAAUUUGCAUCCUUUUCAUAGAAUAAAACAGUUUAUAUCUUCAGACUUUAUACUCUUGGACUUUAAGUACACAGGUAUAAUUACUCUUUCCUUUUCUCUAGAUUUUGACUUCUAACACACAAACAUAGCUUUUGCACUUAAAUUAAUUUGUGGGUUUUUCAUAUCAUUUGAAGAAUAAAUCUUUAACUGCCCCCACAAAUAAUGGUUGGUGUUCAAGCCUGAACUGCAGUGGUGUUAAAAAAGCUGAGAUAUUAAGAUCUAGCUAUAACUGGAAAACUGCUGUUUUGUGAUCUACUAAAAAAUUGAAUACUCCAGUGUAAGUGUACAAAGGCUUUGACUAGAAAAACUUGCCCUCAGUAGCUGGAAAAGGGCUUUGAGAGGACCCUGUCGCUUAGCCAAGGCUCAUGACCGGUAGAUAUACUGCUGUCCCUGGGGCAGGUAUGCCCAGCCUGCGGUACAAGCACAGCAUGGCAGGUGGCUUCAACUAGCCCUGCCUGUGGCAUUUUGGGGGUGGGGAGGAGACUGGGAGCGGCAGCAGAUAGGAUGGGAAACUGGAGCAACCCCUGGUAAGGCACUCCUCUUCAUUUGUGGCACCUGCCACAAAGGUGGUCUUUCCCUGUAAUGAGGAGCGGGGGUUUAACUGCUUGUUUUUGCUUAAGAAUUGACAGAGAAAACAGUAAUACAAAUUUAAUCCUAACUUCCCCUGUUAGCUGCUCGCCACCAGAAUGAGACUUGUAAUUCUUGACGAUUAUGACCAGGCUAGUGAAUGGGCUGCAAAAUACAUUUGUAACCGUAUUAUCCAGUUCAAGCCAAGUGAAGGAAAAUAUUUUACGCUUGGUCUACCAACAGGGAGUACACCACUGGGAUGCUACAAAAAGCUGAUAGAAUAUCACAAGAACGGAGAUCUCUCCUUCAAAUAUGUAAAGACUUUCAACAUGGAUGAAUAUGUCGGGCUUCCCAGAAAUCAUCCUGAGAGUUACCACUCCUAUAUGUGGAAUAAUUUCUUUAAGCAUAUUGAUAUAGACCCUAAUAACGCUCAUAUCCUGGAUGGGAAUGCUCUGGACUUGCAAGCAGAGUGUGAUGCAUUUGAAAAGAAAAUUGAAGAGGCUGGGGGAAUCGAACUGUUUGUUGGAGGCAUUGGUCCAGAUGGUCACAUUGCUUUCAAUGAACCAGGAUCAAGUCUGUCUUCGAGAACAAGAUUAAAAACUUUAGCGAUGGACACCAUUUUGGCAAAUGCUAAGUAUUUUGAUGGAGAUUUAUCUAAAGUACCAACUAUGGCAUUAACAGUCGGUGUGGGUACAGUGAUGGAUGCUAGAGAAGUAAUGAUUCUCAUAACAGGUGCACACAAAGCUUUUGCCUUGUAUAAGGCAAUUGAAGAAGGGGUCAAUCAUAUGUGGACAGUUUCUGCUUUCCAGCAGCACCCUCGCACUAUCUUCGUAUGUGAUGAAGAUGCUACUUUAGAACUAAGAGUUAAAACCGUGAAAUAUUUUAAAGUCUUUGAUAAACUCUCUUCUCACCAAACCUGUUUGAUUUCCAAGUCACAGUGGAUUCAGAAGCUAAAGACCAGUGAAGGGCUGUAUAUCAAACCCUAUAUUGAAAAGAUCAUUCCUGAAGGCAGCUGAAUGGUGAAGUACUCUGUCCUAUAUUAAUGUAUGUUACCAGCAUCUAUAAAACUAUUUUUGAUUCGCUGGCUGAGGCCGUCCAGUUCAUCAACUCACUUGUGUACAACAGUUGCAAGUUCCUCAACAGUGUUUCCAUUUAAAAGAAAAUCCAUUUUGACAAGGUCUGCAGCCUGGUAUCCUGCAUCUUCAUAAUCAAAACUACACAGAGAAAAAGUUUAAAAGUUAGCAACACUUGUGAUGAAUCCUGUGAUCCCGGUGUUAAAAGUUUGUUUUCUAUACCAUUUUAAUAAAAAGACACUUGGAUUUUUGUUAAAAUACA